GUGUUCAUUCUCCUGGUCAUCAACAUCCUGAACACCAGCAUUGGUUUCAUUGCCCGUGACUUGACCAACGCCCUCGUAUCGAAGGACGAGAAGCUGACGUACAAGGUCAUCGGCAUGUAUGCAGCCUGCUUCAUCGUAGCCCUCCCGAUCCGAAGCGCACAGUUCUGGUGCACUGCCAAGCUGUCCAUCCUUUGGAGAGACUGGCUGACACGGAACUUCAUCGAUGCGUACAUGGAUCAUCGAGCCUACUACGACAUCAACCCGAACGAUGAGUCGAACACGGAGGUGGACAAUCCGGAUCAGCGAAUCGCUGACGAUGUGAGAAGCUUCACAAGAGAGAGUCUUUCCUUCACGGUCGGUGCUGUAGAUGCAUUGUUGACUUUU
Symbiodinium sp. CCMP2456 is the source of this 384-nucleotide messenger RNA. The record is from the annotation of a GenBank genome assembly. NCBI's taxonomy places the organism in Eukaryota, Dinophyceae, Suessiales, Symbiodiniaceae.